CCCUCUGUCGCCUGCGAGCAGAGCCAUGCCGUGCAGUUCAGUAUUAGUAGACUGUUCGCGGUCAUACACAGUGCAAGUGCAGUGAUAUUAUGACAGUGUAUUUUGCAAUAUAUAAAAUUUAUUUUUAAAAUAAAUACAGUGUUAUGUAGAAGUGAUAUUGCAGUGUUAUAUUUUGAUUAUAAGAAAGAUAGAGAAAAUAUAUAUUUGGGAGUUAGAGAAUAAAUAAUUGAAGAAAAAAAAAGAGGAGAUACUGACGAAUCAAAAUGGUGGUUUUUUGUAUAAUAAUUGAAUUAUCGAAAAGGGAAGAAAUAAUUCGUUAGCAGUCUGGAGGUGGUAAAGGGGCGGUGGUGGUGGAGUUGGGGGCGGCAGCACAGGCAGAGGCACCGGCUCCGGGGGCUGGCGGGGUUUCGGGGCCCCAUCAUGGCCUGCUGGCUGCUUGCCUCCUGGAGUGCCCUCACAUGGAUUGCAUCAGCCACGGGUCAGGAACUCAGUAUUGACCGUAUCGAUCUUCUGGAGUCCCUACACCUUCACAACACCAGCCACCAGGGAGUUACCGAGACGCCUGGCCCCCAACGCCUCAAACCUGCCUACAGUCUGCAGGGCGAUCGCCGUGACUUGAGACUGAACCCGAAGGUUUACGAAAAAGCCGUAGGGUUACUGAGGAACAAUUCAGAGUUCACCGUGGCGGCUUCCCUGCGUCAGGAAGAAUCCAAUGUUGGCACCAUCGUGUCUUUUGCCCAUGGCACUAACAGGUACCUGGAACUGCAGUCAAGCGGCCGUAAGGAUGAGAUCAGGUUUCAUUACAAAGUACAGCAAGAAGUGACAGCGAAGAUGGAGACCUUUCCUUUCCGCCUGGCAGACAAUGAGUGGCACAAAGUAGCGGUGUCGGUGAGUGGAGCCCAAGUGGAGCUGCUGGUAGACUGUCAUCCGCUCUAUCGGAGGAUAAUUCGGCCGCUGGACCGGAACUUCACAGUACCGCAGUUAGGGCUCUGGGUCGGUCAACGCAGCAGAGGGCACUCCUACUUCAAGGGUGCAUUGCAGGAGGUUCAUCUCAUCUCAGGCCCUCAUGGCUACUUAACCCAGUGUCCACAUCUAAGCUCAACUUGCCCCACCUGUGGACAGUUUUCACUGCUGCAGAACACUGUGGAACAACUCACAAAGCACUUACAUGAACUGUCAGAGAGGCUGGUAGCAGCAGAGGGAAGGAUAAGUCGUGUAGAAGAGUGUGACUGCCAGAAGUCCUGUCGAGUGAAUGGUUCAGUACAUCCAGAUGGUGCAACAUGGCAGCGAGGGUGUGAUAUCUGUGCAUGUGUGCAUGGUGAAAUCCAAUGUCGGCCUGUGCAGUGCCCCAACAUAAGGUGCAAGAACCCUGUGAUUAAUCCUGGAGAGUGCUGCCCAAGUUGCCUUAAGCAGUGCUACCUGAGUGGAGUGAUGUACGACCAUGGGGAAUCUGUAAACCCAAAGGAGUGCAUUGAGUGUGAAUGUCUUGAUGGUUUAAUGAAAUGUAAGCGCAUUGAUCCUGAAACUAUGUGCCCACCACUAUCAUGCAGCCCACAAGAACAAUUUAGCGUGCCUGGCAAUUGCUGCAAGUUCUGCAAAGGGGUUGACUACUGUAUUCUGGGUCACAUGUGCCACAUGAAUGCAACCUGCCUCAACUUACAGACUACAUAUGCUUGUCAAUGCAAUGCAGGCUUCUUUGGAGAUGGUCACUUCUGCCAUGAUGUCGAUGAAUGUCAGCAAGAGGGUGGUCUUGAGGGGCAUCACUGUCACAGCAAUACACGGUGUGUUAAUACUAAUGGCUCCUAUAUCUGUGAGUGCCUCCCCGGUUAUCGCCGACUUGAUAAGUUCAACUGUGUGGAACUGGAUGAGUGCAGUACUGGAGAACACUCCUGUCACCGACAUGCAGAUUGUGUCAACACACUUGGCAGUUACCAUUGCAAGUGUCAAGAAGGCUAUGAGGGUGAUGGAUAUGAUUGCAAGCCUGUGUGCAACCAGACCUGUUUAAAUAGUGGUGAAUGUCUUUCUCCUGGGAACUGUACUUGUCGAAAAGGUUAUGUAGGACCUAGUUGUGAAUUGGAUCUGGAUGAGUGUGUAUCAAACCUCCACCGAUGUCACAAAAAUUCUGUUUGCGUAAAUAUGCCUGGUUGGUACUACUGUCGUUGCAAACCUGGGUACAGAAGCAUUCUCCAUGAUGACAACCAUGGACCUAUAUGCCAAGAUAUCGAUGAGUGUCAGGAGGGCACUCACACAUGUCACCCAUCAGCUCGCUGCAUUAACACUGAAGGAGGCUUCCAGUGUACCUGCCCUGCAGACAGGGGACCAGACUGCAAGCUCAGUUGCAUGUUUGAAGGCACAGAAGUGAUCAAUGGGCUAACAGUCAGUCCUGCAGGACAACCAUGUCGGCGGUGUGAGUGCUCAUCAGGUGUGAUCUCAUGCAGAGAUCCCACAUGUGACUGUUCAGUACGUGGAGGAAGUGCUUCUGACAAAUGUUGCCCCCAGUGUGACCCGAGUGCAGCAUGCACACACCAAGAAUUAAAGCACGUGGUAUUCCGCAGUGGUGAUAGAUGGAUCUACCAGUGCCAGACUUGCGAAUGUCUGUAUGGUGAGAUUGACUGCUGGGCAAUGGAAUGUCCACCACUGACGUGCAGCAGUCCAGUGCUGAAUCCAGGAGACUGCUGUCCUCGAUGUGAGGACGAUCCAUGUGGGCUUGACGGUACUAACACAAGCCUAAAUUCUGCAGAUGGUGGGAAGCCUUGUACAUAUCUGGGUCACCUGUAUGAGUCGGGAAGCCAGUGGAAGGACCCAUAUGAUAAGUGCACAGCCUGCAACUGCAAAGUGCCGUACUGCGCCCAAUUGGAUGGACGUCUUUGCUGCAAUUAUGACUUCCGUUGCUCUGCUUUUUUUGGCCAACCCCUUAGUAUCACCACUGUCUCUGAUGGCAGCAGGGUUGGAAAUGUUGAUGAAUCUCAUCAGAGUGUUGCUGGGCUUAGUCACACGGGAGGAAAUGUCAGUCAGAUUGGCCCACCGCAAACACAUAUUCGAGAGGCUAAUGUUAGUGUUGUCACAACUGAUGGUGCUACCAACAUUAACACAGCUGGUAGCAAGGACUUCUCCAAGUUCAAAAGUGUUGGUGGUCAAGGUGAUGAAAAUACUCAUCAAUAUACUGAAAACAAUGGCACUCUGCCACUGUUUGUUAAUAGUGCCACAGCACUCAAUAACACUGUUGUUACUGUCAGUAAUGGAUGUACUACAGAUGUUGUGUAUACUAGUCAAAACUCUUCUCCUAGGAUCGAUAUUAGUGAUCAUGGUACUGAAAAGUAUGUUAAUGAGACUGAAAAAUCAGGUGUACAGAAGACUAACACAACAAAUGUCAAGAAUAUUGGCAAUCAAAAUAACUGCAGCAACGAAGGUGGAAGAUCAGCUGACACCAAUACCCAUGUGCAAAAGCGUGAAGCGAUAAUGAAAGAAGUCUCAGAGUUUAUUUACUUGACUGAAGAGGAGGUGGUGGUCGAUGAAAGAAAUGCAAAUGAUGCUCAUGUCGAAAGACAAGGAGGUGCAGAAGAGUGAAGAGAACUUCAGAGGACAUCCCAUGAUAGGAAAAUGAUGUUUCUUCAGGAUGGAAGGUGCUUAUUGGGUUGAGGUCACAAGCAGCUGGGUUUUGCUAUGUGAAAGAGUAUGUAUGACAAGCAAAUUUUGCCAUCACUGUGGCUUCCUGUAUUGCUUUUCCAUUUGGAUUUGAGGCUAAUUCCCUAUAUUGUAAAAUUGACUUCAUAUUUGUGAAAGUAUCUGAAAUAUGCAACAGGGUUGGCAUAAAUUUAAGGAACUGUACAUUACAGUUCUUUGUUCAUUACUGUUCAUUAAUUAUAAGACCCUAUUGUUUGUCAAAUUUCUGUCAUGAUUGAGAAAAUUUUGAGGAUGAGCAAAUGGAAUUUGUGGCCUCCAAGAAAAAUCAACGAAUUAUUGUGUUUCAUUUCAAGGGACCGCACAAUAGAGAAAGGGAAGUUAAACUAUAAUGCAUACAUAUAAUAAUAUGAUUUUGUUUAGAGUGAAUGACAGAAAAGGGGUGACUGUUGUUUCAGUACACAACAAUAGAAAAGUGGUAUGAAAUGACUGAGGCAUUCCAAACUUGGGAUAGAGACAAAAGAUUCCAAAUGUUAGAAAAGGAUAUAGAAUUCAAGCAGAAAGUGGUCAUGUGCACUCAGUGACAUGGUAUGGAAAUGAGAGGAAUUGGGAUUGAUAUUAAACAUUCCUGGAAAUUAAAUAUCAGCAAGUAAAUAAUAUAAAAAUAUGUGCACUUAGAAAUUCAGAGAAUAAACGAACGUACAUAAAUGGGCAAUAAUAGACUGUUCACAUCCAAAAUAUCUCAAAUAUUGAGAAGGAGAUGGAGAAACACUGAAUCCAGCAAAAUGGCGGUAGGUUACUGGACUAGGUAUAAAAAAAACCAGUGUUGUUGCAAUAGGGUAUAGUACACAUGGCUUAAAAGCAAGGGUUUCUGGGAUGAUCAACUGUGACAGUGAAGUAUAUGUUGCCAAUAAUGAAGUGGAUAAAGGAAGACCCUGCUUUUGAACCAUUACUUGCACUUGACAAAUCCGAAGUGUCUUCCUGUGGUGGCAUGGAUGAGGGUGAUGGUGUAACUGUGAAAACAACAUCUUUCUUUUUCUCACUUGGCAAUAGGAUGGGAAACACUAGUACAAAAACAUGGAACUUUAUUUAAUUCCGUCAGUCACUGGGAUAAAUCAAAAAUGUAUUCUGUAGUUCUCAGUAUAACUUCAUAAUAUCAAUGCAAAACAGCUAUUGUAGUUAUCAGUGAUAACUAAUUUGUAGACAGAGAAGAGUCUACUUGUAACAAACAGAAAUACAAUUUCAGUAUUCCUGAAUCUGCUAUUAGUCUUCCACAUUACAAAUGAGCGUUAUAGGUCCUUAGUUUUACUUCUAACUCCUUAGUCCUUCCUUCUACUUCAAUUAUAGCAUGUUGGGUUGAUAAAUAUUUAUUGCUUUUAUUAAAAGGAUGAUUAUUAAUGUGACAUGUUGAACAAUGGAGGACAACCCCUCCCUACCCAGCAGUGACAUGGCAACUCUGGCCACAGUGACGUGGUGGAUGAGUCAGCGCUCCGUCUCCCCCACCGCGGUGACGCAACACGCAGCGCAGCUGUGACACGGGUAACAGCCAACAGCGGUACCGAUUGCAUAACAGGCGGGCGCUGCGUGUUACGUCACCGUGCGGAGGGUGGUGACGGAGCGCUGACUCACCUGCCACGUCACUGCUGGGUAGGAGGGGUUCUCCGUUGCGCAACAUGUCACAUUAAUUUGAAACUAUGUAACAGAAGAAAUAUUGCCACCAAUACACAUACAAUAUUAAAUAAUUUAGUUAAACAAUAAACACUGUUCCUUCCCAAAUUAUUUUCAUAAUAUCAGUUCUCCUAACCCAUCUUCUUCACUGAAAUGAGUUUCAGUUCUUCUUACAUUGCAUCUCCAAAUAUUGUUAUAAUGAACGGUUCAGUACUGUUAUCUCUUAGUCCCUCUUUCUCUAAAUUGUCUGCUUGAAGAUUUUCAGCAUAUUGUGCAAAAUUUUUGAAAAAUUUCGCUGUAAUUCUGUCCAUGCUUCUUUCAGUGAGUUUUCCACAUGCACGGUUUUAAACAUGUUAGUUCUUCCUGCAGCCCGAUAUUUCACUGGAGCCCAAAGGAGUUCUGUAGCACAAUCCUUCCUUCUUUCCCCUUGGCUCUACAGCUCAGGGUGAGCUUUGGCCUCCUGAAUAAUCAGCCUCAAUUCCUGCCUAUUAUUUAUUUCUUGAGAUGAUGAAACAUCGAAUGAUAGAGUGAAGAAUUGAGAACCGUGUGGAUGGAAUAGUUCAUGGCCCACUGAUUUCUGCUCACUGAUUUCCCUCCAUCCAUUCGAGGCUGAUUAUCUGGUUUCUAAACAAUUUAUUUUUUACAGGAUGAGGUUGUUAGCCUCAUGCCCAACCCCUGACAAAGAGGACCAGGGUAUCACUCUUCAUCUGGCUCCUUCCCCUUGACCUGUCUGGCAUGCCCCUACCAGUAACUAUACUACCGUUGGCAUAGCUCUCAAGAUCUCGGAAGCACUCAAACCCCAUCACUACGAUAACAUGGAUACACCAUUGGUGGGGUCUGUAGCACAAUGCUGAUAGUAAAAUGGUAAAAGUCCAGGAAUUACAGACACCUGAUCCUGUUAAUAUACUCUGUAUUCCCUUUAUGCACAUUAACAUUUUGCAACAAUAUGAUGAGAGAAGUUGUUGUUGAGGAUUUCUCAUCAAAUCAUUUUAUUAUACCCAUUUUGAAGCUGUAUUAUGAUGUAAUUCCUUUUUGCUAAGAACGGGAUAAAAACUGUGUUAUAUAUUAUAAUAUUCAUUCCUCUUCCCACGUUUGCAAAGGGUUAAUCAGUAAAAGAAAGGUAAAGCUAUCCCUGUAACAGGCCAUAGAGGCCCAUAGGGUUGUGA
This is a messenger RNA of Cryptotermes secundus, 6455 nucleotides long. RefSeq names its product protein kinase C-binding protein NELL1. The record is from RefSeq and is a predicted model, not a curated record. Gene Ontology annotation, molecular function: protein binding; calcium ion binding. Bases 421 to 3567 code for a protein of 1048 amino acids. The transcript has 16 exons. Lineage: Eukaryota; Metazoa; Arthropoda; Insecta; Blattodea; Kalotermitidae.